Messenger RNA from Mustela erminea (ermine), 4913 nucleotides. It is a transcript of the gene BSND, whose product is annotated as barttin CLCNK type accessory subunit beta. The record is from RefSeq and is a predicted model, not a curated record. Gene Ontology annotation, biological process: chloride transport. Lineage: Eukaryota; Metazoa; Chordata; Mammalia; Carnivora; Mustelidae. Gene Ontology annotation, cellular component: basolateral plasma membrane. The transcript has 4 exons. Gene Ontology annotation, molecular function: chloride channel regulator activity. The coding region runs from base 269 to 1210 and encodes 313 amino acids.
CACACAUGCAAGCGCUGGCUGGGCCCAGAGGGAAGGUGAGAGGGAGUGAAGGUGGAGGGGGGGUGGCACAGGGCCAUCGAAGCGUAGCUCCUCCAGCCUGGUGAACGGUGCACCCGAGGGCAGCUGGCCCUGGAGGGAGCCUCCCUCCCUUGAACUUGGAGCCCCAGCUUGCAGUGGUCCUGGAGCGUCGUCCUUCUCUGUGUGAGUGUGUGCGGGUAUCUGCAGGGGUUCACCGGCCCCCCUUAUACCGGGGCUGGGCCAGGCAGCCAUGGCCGACGAGAAGACCUUCCGCAUCGGCUUCAUUGUGCUGGGGCUCUUCCUGCUGGCCCUCGGCACGUUCCUCAUGAGCCACGACCGGCCCCAAGUCUACGGCACCUUCUACGCUAUGGGCUGCAUCAUGGUGAUCGGGGGCGUCAUCUGGAGCAUGUGCCAAUGCUACCCCAAGAUCACCUUCAUACCCGCUGACUCUGACUUCCAAGGCAUCCUGUCCCCAAAGGCGCUGGGCCUGCUGGAGAAUGGGCUCGCUGCUGAGAUGAAGAGCCCCCAGCCCCCAUACAUCAGGCUGUGGGAGGAAGCUGCCUAUGACCAGAGCCUGCCCGACUUCAGUCACAUCCAAAUGAAGGUCAUGGGCUACCAUGAGGACCCUCGCCCGCUGCUGGCCCCCCAGCCAGGAGCCAGCGAUGGAGGACAAGGGGGCCCCUGUGGGUCUCAGGGCUGGAUGGAGGCUGCGGUGGUCAUCCACAGAGGCUCGGAUGAGGACGAGGGAGGAAGCAACCCGACUCCGAGCAGGCCUGGCCUCCAGGCCUGUCCCCGGGGCCCUGCACCCUUGGCUUCCUUCCAAGAUGAGCUGGAUGUGGACUCCAGUGAGAGCGGCAGCCCCAACCCCUCGCCCCCAGAGGGGGAGGAGCCUCAUCGCCCAACUCGGGAGCCCUGGGCCUGCAAGUGCCAGCUGGACCGCUUCCACGACUUUGCCCUGAUCGACGCCCCCAUGACAGAGGAUGCGCCCCCAGAGGGCCAGCAGUGGGCUGCUGCCCUGUCCAGCUGUCAGCAGCCAUCCCAGAGGACAAAGGAGGAGGAAGAGAAGACUUUAGACACAGGCGCAGAGGAGCCAGAACAGGAAGAAGAAGACUUGUACUAUGGGCUGCCAGACAGCCCUGGGGACCCCCUCCCAGACAAGGAAGUGGGCUUUGAGCCUGAUGCCCAGGCCUGAGAUGGAUCUGCUCCCUGGGUUCUAGCCCCGCACUGCCGCUAACCCCCAUGUGACCUCACAGGGACUCAGUGUCCCUGUCUGCAAAAUGGGGUUAUGAGGAGGUUCAUGCGAGACAGCAGGCUGGAGAGCACUUGGAGGACUCAAAGCGGAGCUCAGGGAGGGGAUGCUUGCUGUCUGGAGACAUUGCUUUCACUGUUCACUUUCUUUGGUGAAGUGUUGAAGGUAAAAUACGGUUCCCUGAGAAGAUUUGAAGCUGCUGGGGCCCUCAAGAGCCUUUUCUGCCUCCCCCCAUAGCGGGCCUCUGAACAGGACCUUCCUUGGUGCUAUCCCUGAGGCCCUGAUCCUCAGUGAAGGCUCAGGGUGCCUGUUCCUCUGAAGUCCUAUAGACCCUGAUGUCCUAUACCCCCUGAUGUCCCCUCUGCUGUCCCGUACCCAGAUGGACGGUGUGAUCUUUCUUCAUCAGAGCUUAACCAUGUCUAUCCUGCCCAAAUUCGUCCUGUGUUUCCCAUUGCCCCAGAUCCAAAACCUGCCAUGCCUCACCUCCGUGGACCUUCUGACUUUCUCUCUGGUCAGCCCCAUACCACAACCUCUGCUCCUCCAAUGCCAAGUCCUCCUUCACUCCCCAAGCCUGUCCCAGGCUUGUGCCCUCCACCAGCAUGCCCUUUGCUUCGGUGUCUGGCAAAUUCAUGCUCAUCCUUCAAACCCCGGCACAGAUGCCCGUCCUCUGAAAGCUUUUCCUAAUGCUAUCACCUCCCAGAAUGAGUUACUUCUUCUGGCUCCUCUGUGCCACCUGCGGGCCUUGUACAUUGCUGGAGGGUGACUGCCAGCUCAAGGCUAGACUUCGGCACUACUCACCUGGGUAUCUCCUGUGCUCAGAUCAGCAGUCAUCGAAGACUUACAAAACUGACAGAGCCUUUUGCAGAUAACGCCCCCAUCCCCUAACUCUUAGACCCCGAGGCCCCUCACCCUCAGGCAUUCAAACCUCCAAAUGGCCUGCACUUGGGUCACAAAGGCAGGCAGAAAGGCCUCAGAGAAACCCCCUUCCCUGCAGAAUAUGUCUGCAUUGGCUGAGGAUGGGGGCUGAGGUGAAGCCUCCUGGCUUGAUUUGGUUGGAUUCGGGGACGUUUGCUGAGCACCUACUGUGUGCUGAACACAAAGCCAGGACUUUUAGGAGGAGAAAGACAUGAACUGAUAAGGUUCUUGCCCUCCAAGAGCUUACCAUUUACUGAACUUGGUGCCUUGUAAGCUAGGAACAGAGUGCUGAGUGCAAGCCAAGGAGGGUGCAGAGAAGUUAGAAAUGGACAGUGGAGUCCAGAGGCAGCCGAGUGACAACCACACCACCCAUGGAAUGCAGGGACAGGUGGCUCAGGCUGCCUGAGCAGGCCCUGAAGAUACAUGACUAUACUGCAACUCUGCCGUGUCUCGCUUUGGUGAGGCAGAUCUGUGCUGUGUCCCCAGCGUGGACGGCAGCGGCUUCGGAGAAGAGGGCAGUGGCACGACUUCCCAUGAGGUCUGCGCACUCAGAGCUUGCACCAUGGCCUACUGGGUGGAGGGGACCUUCAUCUAAGCUAGGCUUCUGGGUUAGGGGUGGGAAUCUCGGCCGAGGGAAAGGACUGCCCCAUGGGCUGAGUCAGAAGUGCAUGCCGCUGUGUUGCCUGGGUGGUCCCCAUUGCUUAAGCCUCCGUUUGGUUUCAGCUCAGGCCCUGGUCUCAGGGUCAUGAGAUCAAGCCCCACAUCUGACUCCGAACUCAGCACAGUGCUGAGUCUGUGCCAAGAGCAGAGUCAAGACUCUGCCCCCCAUCCCAAUAAAUAAGUGAAAUCUUAAAAAAAAAGAAAAAGAAAAAAAAAGUAAAAAAAGAAAAAGAAGACGUGUGCGCCCCUGGAAACACUCCUCUUUUGUUCUGGGUCAUCACUACCUUCCGUAGUGAGGGCUGCCCCAGGGGGCAUGCCCUCUGCUGUAACACGGUCCCACCAAUGGCCCCAUGACAGUGGACAUGGCAAGGUGCCUCGUGUUCCUCUGUCCUGCUUCCUGAGGUCAGGCAGCAGAUGACCUGCAUCAGAAGGGCUGUCUGGGCAAAGAGCUAAAAUAAAGUUUUCAGUGUUUAAAGGGGUCACUUUCACCUGCAAAUUCCUUCAUGUGAAACCACCUGUUCCCCCUCUGGGCAGGCAAAAUAAGGCAUCGUGCUUGGCAGGCACCGAGGGCACCCUCUGGAAAGCAAAUGUCAAGCAGGGGGGGCAUGGCCCCGGGGGACAGCUGUGUGGUCCAGAAGGCCUGGAGUAGCCCCACAUGCCUGAAUCACAACUGUAUGCCUUCCCCAUCCCUCCCCAGAGAAGCCAGAGCCCCGGGCUGCCAGCCGGCCAGCAGAGAGACUAACCCAGUGGUAGGGAGCACGGGGCAGGGGAGUGUUGUGCUCGGGGCGGAAGGGAGAGAUGGUGAGAUUCAGGCUUUGCCAGUACUGGCUCCCCCCACAUCCUGCUGCCGGAUGCUGUAUGCCUGGUCUGCCCUGGACAGUCCUGGCUUAGACCCACUGUCCCUGCUCACUGACUGUUCGUGCACACUUGCACUACCAAAGUCAUCCCACUUGGAUGGUAAAUGAUAGAGUCACCCUACGCUGUGAACUUGGGCGAGUCUGGUUGCCUCUGGGGCUCCUGCUUUCCUUAUGUGCCAAAGGGAGGUGAUGGCCCCCUGCCUUGGACUUCCACAGAGUUAGGCAGUGGGGGUAUUUGACAGAAUCGGUCUGCCGAUGCCUUGCGGGAGGGUUCGCCGGCUGCUCACCCGAAGUUAAUAUCUGGUUUAUUACUCAUGGCAGUGAGAAGGAUGGACCCCCACGGGAACUGGGUCUCAGAGGGCAUGAGAAAGAGUUCACCAAGAGGGGAUUUGAGGGAGGGUCUAGGGGAGCAGGGCUCUGCUCCAUGAUGGAUAGUGUCGGGAAGCAGGACUAACUGUGCGGUUAGCCAAUGUGAUCUAGAAGGAGGGAAGACUAGGUCCAAGCUGAAGCUGUCGUUGGCCAGCUGGUGUCUACCCAGCCAGAAGAAGGCAGUGUGGGCAUCGGUGGUGGCUCGGAAAUGGCGUUCAUGCUAGCCAUGCUCUGCCGUGGCUCCCAAGUGGUUGCGAUUUGCCAACAUAGUCCCAGCAUGGCCUUGCCUGAUGCUGGUGUUCUGUGGAAUUGUUCACGUUCAACAGGACACCGAGGCUGAGCUGCGAGGGUCGGGCUGGCACCUGGCUGACAGGCCGCUGUUCUUCCUUAGGGCUCACUGCCUGGCAGGGGGGGUUCCUCCCCUGGGGCUUGCUAGUGACUAUGGGGGACAUGGGAUGGGGAGGAGCACAUGCUACGGAGUUCAUUUGAAAGGAAAUGUCUGCAGCUCUUUUUUUAGAGUUUGAGGAGCAAGGGGGCAGAGGGGCUCUCAUUCCAUUCCACUCUGACCUCCCCAAACUCCAUGAUCUGCUUCACCAGCUGGUUACACCUGAAAACCCACCACUGUGCUCUGUUCCCUUGGCCUUGAGAACUUUCCGUCUCCACCAAGAACAUGGGUCUCUGGGAUGGCCCCUUUCGUUGGCUGAUGAGCUGGGAGGAGGGUGAAGUCUUCCUGCAGGUCCAGGGGUUUGGGGGGGGGAGCUGUAUGGACCUGAGGCCAUGGCAAGCGCUGGGAUGUCAGCCCUCAGCCCCAGGCUCCAGAUCCGUGUACCAUGGCAGAAAUUCCU